AUGCAGUUAAAGUUUAUGAAAACCAUCGUCGAAGCACAGGACCACCUGUACCGUAUUGCGGGGUUAAGCUGGUCGGCAAACAAUCAGAAGCUGGCGGUGGCCACGGCUGACCGUACCAUCCUGCUGUUCGACGAGAAUGGCGAGCGGCGGGACAAGUUCUCGACCAAGGCAGCCGAUCCGAAUGCGGUCAAAAACUCGUACGUUAUACGCGGGAUUACGUUCAGUCCGGACUCGAGCCGGCUGGCGGUAGCCCAGAGCGACAGCAUCGUGUACGUGUACAAACUGGGCGAGCAGUGGAACGAGAAGAAGGUGAUCUGCAACAAGUUCCCGCAGGGUGCGGCCGUCACCUGCAUCACUUGGCUGGCGGGAGGGUUGAUCGUAGCCGGACUGGAGGACGGUAAGGUGCGCUCACUGUACUGUAAGAACAACAAGUCCAAGACGCUGUACGGUACGGACAGUAUGGUGGUGACGCUGGCGCAGAACACCAAGGGUACGGGUGUUCUGUCGGGGCACGAGGACGGCUCGGUGGUGCGCUUUCUGCUGGUGGAAGAACCGGGCGAACCGACGGGCCGUCUACUGCAACAUCCGGUCGCACCGGUCGCACUGGCCUGGCCGCAGGGAGGCAUAGUUGUUGCCGGCUGUGACAAGAAAAUUUGCUUCUACGACCUACAGGGUCGCCCAAUGCGUACGUUCGACUAUGGGCGGGACGAGGCAGAGCGAGAGUUCACGGUGGCAGCAGCUAGUCCCAACGGGCAGGCCGUCGCGGUUGGAAGCUAUGACCGGCUGCGCAUCUUCAGUUGGAGUCCCCGUCAGAACGCCUGGACGGAGUCGUUGUGCAAGACCAUUCCGAAUCUCUACAGCGUGACGGCCCUUUGCUGGCGUAAGGACGGUUCCCGGUUGGCCGUUGGCUCCCUGUGCGGGGCAGUGUUGGCUUACGAGUCCGUCCUACGGCGCACCAUCUGGCAGGACAAGUUUGAGCUCACGUUUGUCGCCCCCAGUCAGGUUCUGCUGAAGUCACUUCAUGAACCAAUCACGACCAUGCUGGUAGAGUCGCAGCUUGGGCUGGAAAUCGAUGACAUCCGGAUCAUGGGUAAGGAUAACUAUCUUGUCGGACGCACCGAGGACUCACUGAUCCUGUGUGAUCUGACGCGUUCGUUGACGAGUGAGAUACCCUGGAUCGCCACGGGCCGACACGAACGAUUCUACUUCGAGAAUCCCACGGUGGUGCUUAUCUUCAACGCCGGCGAACUGUCACUGGUGGAGUACGGCGAGAACUACAUCCUUGGCUCGGUGCGGACCGAAUUUGUCAAUCCACAUGUCAUCUCGGUGCGGCUGAACGAGCGUGGCAACACACGCAACAACAAGAAGCUGGCCUAUCUACUGGACAUGAAGACCGUGUGCGUUGUUGACCUGAUGCUUCAGUCAACGAUCGCACAGAUUUCACACGACUCCAAGAUCGAUUGGCUCGAGCUGAGCGAGACGGGCCAUAAGUUGUUGUUCCGCGAUCGCAAGAUGCGUCUGGUGCUGGUGGAUGUUGGCAGUGGCCAGAAGCAAACACUCCUGUCAAAGGUGGCGUUCGUUCAGUGGGUCCCAUCAAGCGAUGUGGCCGUCGCGCAGAGCGACACCAACCUGGCCGUGUGGUACAAUAUCGACCUGCCCGAGCACGUUACCAUUAUGCCGGUUCGGGGCGAUGUGGUCGAUGUGUUGCGUGAGGAUGGCCGAACGGAGAUCGUGACCCGUGAAGCGGCCUCCGAGCACGUGUACCCGCUCGAUGAGGGUCUGGUUGAGUUCGGGACGGCUGUGAACGACAGCGACUUUGGUCGCGCCAUAUUCUACCUAGAAUCGCUUGGCGACCGGCCAGCGGCGAAGGCAAUGUGGCACAAUCUGGCCAACAUUGCGCUGGCCCAACAAAAUCUUCGAGUGGCCCAACGCUGCUUCGCCGCCCUCGGGAAUGCCUCGAAAACGUUCUACAUCGGAGAGAUGAUCAAGAUCGCCGAACGGUACGAGGAAACGACGGGCCCUGGUAUGAGCUGUCCGGAGGUGCGCGCGAUGAUGGCACUUCUCGGUGGAGAUUUAAGAACCGCUGAACGGAUCUACAUUGAGCAGGGAGAUAUCGAGGCCGCACUGGCGAUGUACACCAAGUUACGCCGCUGGGACGACGCGAUCAAGCUGGCGGAGCGUCGAGGAUAUCACGGGCUGUCGGAGCUGAAGGAGGCCCAAAUGGAGUUCCUACUGGGCACGAGUCAGGAGGAGAAGGCGGGCGAGGUGCUGGAAGAACGCGGCGAAAAGGAUAAAGCAAUGACACUAUACAUGAAGGCGAACAAGCCAGUGAAAGCGGUCAAGCUCGCCCUUAAGACACCGCACCUGCUGUCUGAUGAAAAUCUCGUGACACGAGUGUCGGCAUCGUUGAUCAAAGCUGAGCUCUUUGAACUGGCGGCGGAACUCGCCAAUCGUACCGGUCAACAGCAGAGCGCCAUCGCGCUCUACCGGAAGGGAGGUGCCUAUGCUCGAGCGAUCGAGCUCGCUCGGUAUGUGGCACCGGACGAGGUGACCAGCCUAGAGGAAGAGUGGGGAGACUGGUUGGUGGGCAAACGGCAGCUGGAUGCCUCCAUCAGCCACUAUAUCGAAGCCGGCUGCACGGUGAAGGCACUCGAGGCGGCCGUUGGUGCGAAACAGUGGCGCAAAGCGGUACAGAUCGCGAAGGUCGUGGACGAUCCGGAAGAGAUUCAGAAGUACGCCGUCGAGCUAGCGGAGCAUCUGUGCCAGGUGGGUGACGUGAGGACGGCCGAAGAGUUGCUAGUGCGUGCCGAGAUGUACCGGGAGGCGGUACAGAUGCUGAAUCGGCACGGCCAGUGGGAGAAGGCUUUCGAUAUCGCCGACCGCUGGCUGCCUUCUGCGGACGUCCGGGAGAUGUUUAUCGAGCAGGCGAAGGGCCUCGAACGGGAAGGCAAGUAUAGGGAUGCGGAGAAGGUGCUGGUGACGGUGGGUGAGCCGGAUCUAGCGAUCACGAUGUACAAAGAGCUAGAACUGUACGAUUCCAUGAUUCGGCUGGUGGAGCGCCACCACAAGAAUCUGCUCGAGCAGACUCACCUAAAUCUGGGCCGCCAGCUAGAAUCGAAGGGCCGGUUGAAGAACGCCGAAGUGCACUUCCUGGCCGCGGGUGACUGGAAGGCGGCAGUCCACAUGUACUGCACCGCCGGGAAGUGGGAGGAAGCGCACCGGGUGGCCAAGCAGAAAGGAGGCAAACCGGCCUCGGAACAGGUCGCCUUCAUGUGGGCCAAAUCACUGCCAAUCGAGGGUGCCGCCAGGCUGUUGGCAAAGAUGGCGCUGCUGGAAAGCUGUGUAGCGUAUGCGUGCGAAGCUGGUCAGUUCGAUUUCGCACUCGAGCUUUGCCGGGCUAGUGGGCGACCGGCGGACGAGGUCCAUCUGAAGAUAGCGAUGGCACUGGAGGACGACGGUAAGUUUACCGAAGCCGAGGCGGAGUUCUUGCUUGCGGGAAAACCCCGCGAAGCCAUCAUGAUGCACACACACAGUGGUGACUGGAAGGCGGCUCUGCGGGUCGCCGAGCAGUACCUACCAGAGGCGGUCCAUGAAGUGCUGUUGAGUCAGGCCAAUGCUGCGCUCGAAGCGCGCAACUACCCGGAGUACGAGGCACUGAUGAUCCGGGCUGACCGGCCAGAUCUAAUUCUGGAACACUACCGUGAGUACAACAUGGUGGCCGAUGCACUGAGAAUUGCGAAGGAGUUCGUGCCGGGAGCGGUUGCGGAGCUGCAAAAGUUGUACGCCCGGGUGAAUCGAGUGGGCGAAUCCACCGACUCCCGCUAUCUGCUUCAGAAAGCGUCCGAACAUGCGCGGAACGAAGAAUUCCGUCGUGCCACCGAGUGUCUACUGCAGAUCAACGAGGGUAACGCCGACGAACCGACGGUAGCUCGGGCGUUACUCCGGGCGGCCGAAAUCUGCAAUCAGUUUCUCGAAGGCCCGGAAGCGGUCGAAAUUGCACGUGAACUCGGCCCCAGGUUGAUCGAUAUCGGUCAGGUGGGGCCUGCCGCACAGCUCUAUCUAGCGGCCGAACUACCCCAGGAAGCGGUGGACGUGUUCAUUCGCACCGACAACUGGGGUAAGGCACGUCGACUUGCGAAAGAGAUCGAUCCACAGCUGGUGGCGUACGUUGAGGUACAGCAGAAGGCACGGCUUCGCCACCAGGGUAAUGUGGAACAGUUGGCAGACAUCGACAUUGUAGGCGCCCUGGACCUGCUGGCCGAGCAAGGCCAAUGGACGCGCUGCAUCGAGAAGGCCAAGCAGCACAGUGUUCCGGUGCUGCAGAAGUACUUGGCGCAGUACGCGGCCCAACUGCUCCGCGACGGAGACUGCAUGGCAGCACUCGGACUCUACCUCGAGCACGGAGGUCCACCGGUGGCCGCCAAUUUCAACAUCUACAGCCGCAUAGCUCUGGAGUGCUUUGCAUUGCGCGAACCAGAUGGGGCGCCCAUGUGGAAGAACCUGCGAAACUUCUUGCUCGGACUGGUUCAGGCCCUGCGAGGAUCCGACCAUUCCGACGCGGAAGUGAUCGACCGGUUCGAACAGCUGCUCGUGAUCGCGCACUAUUAUGCGACACGCGCCGCCUGCCGUCAGGCACCGGCUCUUCAGUCACUUGGGGUAAAGAUUUCGGUGGCCAUGCUGCGUUACACGGACGUGAUCCCCUGCGACAAAGGAUACUACGAGGCGGGCAUGGAUCUGCGCUCGCAGGGAAGGGAAGCCGAGGCGUUCGUCAUCCUCAACCACUAUCUAGACGUGUGUGAGGCGAUCGAGGAAGGCUCUGGGCAGCUGGUAGACCAUUCCGAUCUGGCCGCUACCGACUUUCCCAGCUCAGUGCCGAUCCCGGCCGAGCUGCAUCUGAAGGGUGAACCACAGUUGCACGAAGAGAUCCGCGAGUGGGUCCUUGCCGUCAGCAUGGAUCAGAAGGUCGACCAGGUGCUACCGACGGACGACCGCAACCAGUACGAGAGUAGCCUGGGGCUGGCCGAUCAGGCCUGUCUGGUGAGCGCCUAUCCGGUGAUGGGUCGCCAGCCGGUGGUGUUCCAGCGUACCCAUCGUCUGGCCAAUAGGGACGCUUGGAGCAAAUUGACGGUGGCCGCUCGUAUGGCACCCCAGACCGAUAUUCCGAACGUGAUCGAGUUCAUCGAAAAGUGGUGCGGGCCAGCCAACUUUCUUUCUGGUUAG
Messenger RNA from Anopheles coustani, 5220 nucleotides. RefSeq names its product intraflagellar transport protein 172 homolog (gene Oseg2). The record is from RefSeq and is a predicted model, not a curated record. NCBI's taxonomy places the organism in Eukaryota, Metazoa, Arthropoda, Insecta, Diptera, Culicidae. The transcript is spliced from 4 exons. Bases 1 to 5220 code for a protein of 1739 amino acids. Gene Ontology annotation, cellular component: axoneme; intraciliary transport particle B; ciliary basal body. Gene Ontology annotation, molecular function: protein binding. Gene Ontology annotation, biological process: intraciliary transport.